Molecule: messenger RNA, 330 nt
Organism: Trichoplax adhaerens
Lineage: Eukaryota; Metazoa; Placozoa; Uniplacotomia; Trichoplacea; Trichoplacidae
Exons: 4
Coding region: 1-330 (109 amino acids)
Biological process (GO): tubulin complex assembly; post-chaperonin tubulin folding pathway
Cellular component (GO): microtubule cytoskeleton; cytosol
Molecular function (GO): beta-tubulin binding
Source: RefSeq, a predicted model, not a curated record
AUGGCUGAUAAUGCUGCAAGUUUGAGACAGUUAAAGAUUAAAACUGGCGUAGUAAGAAGGUUAGUAAAAGAAAAAGCAAUGUAUGAGAAAGAAGUGAUUGAUCAGCAAGCAAGGAUUGAUAAGUUGAAAGCCAAUAAUGAAGAUGAAUAUGUGAUCAAAAAACAGAUUGAGGUAUUGCAAGAAUCCGAAAAUAUAAUUCCUGAUUGCCAGAAGCGAAUCAAAGCUGCUAUUGCUGACUUACAAAGACUGCUGGAAAACGAAUCAAACCUAGCCAGUUGUGAAGAAUACGAAGUUGCUAAAAAAUUACUAUCGGAAGUGACUGCUCAAUAG